UUAAAGAAUAAGGGAAUAACAAAACUUCGAAUGCUUGGUUCGGUCCUGAGCACAAUCCUUUUCAGUUUAUCGUUCGUUCAAGAGUCUUGAAACCCAAUCCACCAAUCCCCAACCCCCAUCCCCAUCCCCAUCGUCUUCUCUCCACCACCAACUAUAACUCAUUGCUCUGCACUUCAUCUUCCUCCUUCCACAUCAAAUUCAGAAAGAAAAACCAGAAACCAAAUUGCAAUCCUCAACCUAUACUAUACUCCGUUCUUGCUUCUCGCAUCUUCCAGAUUUUGAACUUACAGAGUCAAAUCAACAUGUCUGGAGGUGACAAUGGUUCGUCGAAGCUUGACGUGUCGCCAUAUGAUGAGGCAAUGGAGGCUCUUUCUUCUCUGAUUACCAAACGUAGUCGGGCGGAUAAGAGCAACAAGGGCGAUCGAUUUGAUUUACUGUUUGAUUAUCUCAAGAUUCUGGAAUUGGAUGAGUCAAUUUCACAAAUGAAGAUUAUCCAUGUGGCAGGCACCAAAGGGAAGGGAUCAACUUGCACUUUUACAGAAGCUAUAUUACGCAAUUGUGGCUUCCAUACUGGGCUUUUCACAUCUCCUCAUCUCAUUGAUGUUCGAGAAAGAUUUCGAUUGGAUGGUGCGAACAUAUGUGAAGAGAAGUUCUUGGCAUACUUCUGGUGGUGUUAUGAUAGAUUGAAGGAAAACACCGGUGAUGAGAUACCCAUGCCUACUUACUUUCGCUUCCUUGCCUUACUUGCCUUCAAGAUAUUUGCAGCAGAGCAGGUGGAUGUUGCUAUCUUGGAGGUUGGGUUAGGUGGAAAAUUUGACGCAACAAAUGUGGUUCAGACACCAGUAGUUUGUGGUAUAACUUCCCUUGGGUACGACCACAUGGAAAUUCUUGGUAACACUCUUGGAGAAAUUGCUGGGGAGAAAGCUGGUAUUUUCAAGCUUGGAGUUCCAGCUUUUACUGUACCCCAGCCUGAUGAAGCAAUGCGUGUGCUUGAAGCGAAGGCUUCCCAAUUGCAUGUACAUCUUCAAGUAGCAGCUCCAUUGGAUGCUAACUUGCUGAACGGUCUACAUCUUGGGCUUGACGGUGAGCACCAAUAUCUGAAUGCUGGUCUUGCUGUUGCAUUAUGCUCUACGUGGCUUCAAAGGACUGGCCAUCUUGAAGUCAAUUACCUGCAACAGACUACUUCUCUGCCUCAGCAAUUCAUUGAAGGGUUAACAACUGCUGCUUUGCAAGGACGGGCUCAAGUUGUACCAGAUCGGUAUAUUGAGAGUGAAAGUCCAGGAAAUCUGGUGUUCUACUUGGAUGGAGCCCAUAGUCCUGAAAGCAUGGAAGUAUGUGCAAAAUGGUUUUCUCUUGCGAUCAAAGAUGACUACCAACAGCUGAAUACCGUAAGUAAUCUGGUACAUGAACAUAAAAGAGUUUCAGUUGAAUCAGUUCAGAUGGACCAGCAUGAGACUUUCAAGAAGAAUUCCACACAGAUUUUGCUGUUCAAUUGUAUGUCAGUGAGGGACCCUCAAUUGCUUCUUCCACGCCUGAUGAAUGCAUGUGCUAGUCAUGGAGUCCAUUUCAAGAAGGCACUGUUUGUACCAAACACAUCAGUAUAUUACAAGGUGGGAUCCAAUGCCUUACCGUCAUCCGACACUCAAGUUGAUCUUUCAUGGCAGCUGACUCUUCAAAGAUUAUGGGAGAACCUCAUCCAUGGUCAAAAAGGGAGCAACACAAAGAAUACCGACUUAAUUUGUGAAGAAGAUAUCAAUUGUACAGAAAAAGUGCUAGGAUUUGUGAGAACAGCACGGUGUUUCCUUCACUUCCGUCAGCUAUCAAUUGGCUCAGAGAGAAUGUCCGAAAACAUCAAUCUGUUCGCUUUCAGGUCCUUGUAACUGGUUCAUUACAUCUUGUGGGUGACGUGUUGAGAUUAAUCAAAAAAUAAGAUACAGAACCUAAUUCUCAUCGCCACUGACUGCAUUUGGUUCCAUCUGCAACAAAUUUAGGUAUUCAUGAUUUCAAAGGUGACAAUAGACUCAGAAUCUUUACUUUCCACAUGAUACCAUCUCGAUGUGCUCCAAUAGCAUUCUGUAUUUCGACACUGUUUUUCGUACUCAUGGCAGCUUUCAUAGGGAGAUUUUACUGUUUGAUUGUUUAAUGUGGUAUGAUUUUUAGCCAACGUAUUAUCAAACUAAUUUAUCGUGAAUUCUGUGAAAUAAUUUAUGGAAAACUCUUGGCUAGCAGCCUCUAGUGUACUGAGAACAAUCAGUAUAGAUGCGAAGUGCAUAUAUUUUUGUUGUGUAGUAUGUUUUUUUCUGAUGGGGUUUGUCUGAGACUCUUGAG
This is a messenger RNA of Ilex paraguariensis (yerba mate), 2328 nucleotides long. The record is from the annotation of a GenBank genome assembly. Lineage: Eukaryota; Viridiplantae; Streptophyta; Magnoliopsida; Aquifoliales; Aquifoliaceae.